UAUUUUUUUUUUAGAAUACUGAUUUCUAUUUUUACAAUAUAUGAGGAUGCGUACAUAGAUCUAGCUGAGUAUGUUUAUGGAAGAACGGAUAAAUGUGUAAAAUAUAAUUGAAAGAGGACAAAUACCAUGAAGAUUAGUAAUAGAAAAUACUUGAGACGGGUUCAACACAAAUCCCGAGAAUUUAUUCUCCUCUCAGGUUUCAGACCUGGAGUUCAAUUAGUCUAAAGUAAACCUGUAUCCUUCACACUGAGGAAUAUACUGGGGACAAAGGUUUUUAAACCUGCUACUCCAGCAGAGCAGGUUGACCCUCGGGUUGAUGAUAACAUGGAUUCUUCAUCCUUCAUGUUUCAGAUAAUGUUCCCUUUACAACACAUGGAGGAACAGCUGAGGAAAUCCGAGGAACUCCUUGAAAAGAUCUCAGAGAACGCGGAGCUUGAUACCAAGAAGAGCACCAAAGAGAGAUUGAAUAACCUGAGAAAGGAGUCGACUACAACCUUCCCAAUUCUGGAGGAUUUACCUAUUAGAAAGCAGAGCAAAGUUGACAUACAGCUGAAUAAACCUAAACCUGAACCUAUUGAGAAGAAUGUUCGAGAAAUUGUGACAAAAUAUGUCAAAAAUCCGGUUGUUUAUGAGAAGACUGAGGAUGGCAGUCACGGGAGCUUGAGGUUUUGUAUAACAUCAAGUUAUGUUGAACAAGUUCUCUGUGAACUCCAGGCUAUUGGAGUGGGACGGGUUCCAGGCUCCUCCAUGAGCGUUCUCCCGCUUAGUAUCCACUACUCACCCUGCACGGAGCAGGUUAAGACUGAAUCUCGCGAAAAGCUGGACAAGUUUUACGCCAGUAUUAAAUCAAGACUGAUAGUUGCCGAGGUUGUGGCUCGAAUCCGAUCCGGAGCACAGUUCACUUUCGACUUUCUUCUUCUACUCCUCCUCGCCAGUGUGAUAGCUUUUGUAGGACUAGUAGAGAACUCAAGCGUUGUUCUGGUUGCAUCUAUGCUAGUUUCUCCUCUCAUGGGUCCUAUACUCGCCGGUGUAUUCGGAGCUGUAAUACAGGACAAGAAACUAGCAAUGAAGGGAGUUAAACAUGAAACACAAGCAUUGUUAAUCUGUAUAGUGGUUGGAUUUCUCCUAGGCCUCUGUAUAUGCCCCGUAGUACAGAUGAUAUCACUACCGGAGUGGCCGACUCCAGAAAUGAUUUCAAGAGGUGCUCCGCGGUCAUUAGUUGUUGGUCUCAUGGUUGCAAUUCCAAGUGGAGCCGGAGUAGCGUUAUCUGUCCUGGGAGGAAAUUCAGAUUCACUCGUCGGAGUGGCGAUAUCCGCCUCACUUCUUCCGCCGGCGGUAAACGCCGGGUUCUUCUGGGCCCUGGCGAUUGUUCUCUUCAUCGGCGGGGAGAACUCUAGAGCAGGGUUCUACGCUAUGCCCGGACAUAAUGAGACAAUCCUAACCUAUCUUCCGCACUAUUCUAGCAAUCUUGCUGUAGAAUCAUUGGUUCUAGGACUAGUUAGUCUAGCUCUUACACUGGUUAAUAUACUCUGCAUCAUUGUUACAGGUUUUGGAAUCCUUCGGCUGAAAGAAGUUACUCCGGAGAAAAUUCCUCAGAGGUUUUCAACUUUCUGGAGACAGGACGUGAGAGAACAUAGGAACUAUUACAGAACCCUAGGGGGAGGAAAACAGCCGUGUGAACUCCAGGAUAGAACAGGAGAUGGUUUGGAUGGGACGUUUCUCCAGUCUGUGUUUGAUAUGCAUAUGACAGGGAGUAGAGAGGAAGAUAUAUUUAAUAUCAGACAAUGGAUGUCCAGGUUGGAUGCUCCUGAGAGUCUAGUUCGAGUACCUGGAACACCAAUACUGCGCCCCCCGCUAAUAAUGCGGGGCAUUAGCGCAGAUCCUUCUUACCUUCACAUACCUUCAUUUAUUCAGAGGGAGAUAACUAGAUCAAGAAGUUUUGAAGAUACAGACCAACAAAAAAAUAGAUUUCUGAUGCGAAGUUAAACAGAAUAAUCAGAAAAGAAGUUUAAAGAGCUGAACAAAUACUUAUUUUUUACUUUAAAUAUAUUUUUGAAAAAUAA
Eurytemora carolleeae is the source of this 2063-nucleotide messenger RNA. RefSeq lists its product as uncharacterized. The record is from RefSeq and is a predicted model, not a curated record. Bases 325 to 1986 code for a protein of 553 amino acids. Lineage: Eukaryota; Metazoa; Arthropoda; Copepoda; Calanoida; Temoridae. The transcript is spliced from 8 exons.